CUUUUGAGGACAGAUUUCUUGAGCUUCAAAAGUGGCCGAGAAGAUUCCAGACUUGAGCCGCGCCGAUAUAACACGCGCAUGCGCCCCUCUCCAAAUCCUCGGUCUCACAUAUACGGUCGCAAUUGCAGCCCUACGUGCAGUCACUACCGCCUCGACGUCCGUUCCGCAUCCCACCCGCGUCUGCUAUUCAGCCAUCGGUGAUUAGUACGCAAGUGCCGACGCACGGUGAAAGGCAAGAGUGGGGCUUUUUCUGAAGCAUGGAGAAUGCGUUUGCGAAGACGCCUAGUGAGGCGCUGAGGCAUUUCGGAGUACGGGAAGAGAGGGGGCUUUCGGAGAAGCGGGUCGUGGGCUUGCGACAGAAGUAUGGCAGGAAUGCGCUACCAGAAGACCCUCCGACGCCGAUAUGGGAGCUUAUACUGGAGCAAUUCAAGGACCAGCUGGUUAUAAUAUUGUUGGGCAGCGCGGCCGUCUCGUUUGUGCUGGCGCUCUUUGAGGAAGGGGAUGAUUGGACUGCGUUUGUGGAUCCUGUGGUUAUUCUCACGAUCCUCAUAUUGAACUCCGUAGUAGGCGUGUCGCAAGAAACCAGCGCCGAGAAAGCUAUUGCCGCCCUCCAAGAAUACUCUGCCAACGAAGCGAAAGUCGUCCGCGACGGGAAAAUCAAGCGCAUAAAAGCCGACGAUUUGGUACCCGGAGACAUUAUCUCGGUCGCGAUCGGAGACAGGAUACCAGCGGACUGCAGGAUAUUGUCCAUCCAGAGCAACAGCUUCAACGUGGACCAGUCGAUUCUUACUGGCGAGAGCGAGAGCGUAUCCAAGGACACAAAGGUAGUCAAAGACGAGAAUGCCGUCAAGCAGGAUCAGGUCAAUAUGCUGUUCUCGGGCACGACGGUCGUUACGGGACAUGCGACUGCGCUGGUUGUUCUGACGGGCGCGAAUACGGCGAUUGGAGAUAUUCAUGAGAGCAUCACGGCGCAGAUCUCGCAGCCUACGCCGUUGAAAGAGAAGUUGAAUGAUUUUGGUGAUAUGCUCGCGAAAGUCAUUACGGGCAUUUGCGUCCUGGUCUGGCUCAUCAACAUCCGGAACUUCAAUGACCCGUCGCAUGGGAGCUUCACAAAGGGUGCGAUCUACUACUUGAAGAUUGCGGUUUCUUUGGGCGUGGCUGCUAUUCCGGAAGGCCUUGCGGUUGUUAUCACGACAUGUCUCGCUCUGGGUACCCGGAAGAUGGCGGCGAGGAACGCCGUCGUUCGGAGUCUGCCAUCAGUGGAAACCCUGGGAAGCUGCAGUGUUAUCUGCUCGGACAAGACGGGAACCCUGACUACGAACCAGAUGAGCGUCAACAAGAUCGUCUUCAUCACAGAGGAUGGAAAAGGCCUUGAAGAAUUCGACGUCGAAGGAACCAGCUUCGCUCCCGAAGGCGAAAUUACCUUCCAAGGGAAGCCUAGGGAGAAUUUGGCCGCCUCUUCGUCUACUGUUCGACAGAUUUGCGAAGUCACUGCGCUCUGCAACGAUUCGGCUUUGUCUCUGGACCCCAAGACCGGGGCAUACAGCCUCGUCGGCGAACCGACGGAAGGCGCUCUCCGUGUCCUGGCUGAGAAGAUUGGUACCCCUGAUCGCGACUUCAACGCACACCACGCACACAUCCCUCCUGCGGAUCGCCUCCACUAUGCUACCAAGUACUACGAGGAGAAGCAUCCUCAGUUGGCGACAUACGAGUUCUCCCGCGACCGGAAGAGCAUGUCAGUCCUGGUGAAGGACACCAACUCUCAGAGGCUACUAGUCAAAGGUGCGCCGGAGUCUAUUCUGGACCGAUGCACGCAUGUCAUUGUCGGCGAGAAUGGAAAGAAGGUCCAGCUUAACAAGCAGAUGGCUAGUCUCAUAUCUAAGGAAGUUGUCGACUACGGCAACCGCGGUCUCCGAAUUUUGGCUCUCGCUUCGAUUGAAGAUGUCGGUUCUAAUCCUCUCCUGAAGACCGCUAAGACGACAAAGGACUACUUGAAGCUUGAGCAGAACAUGACCUUGAUUGGUCUUGUUGGUAUGUUGGAUCCUCCGCGCCCCGAAGUCAAGGCCUCCAUCGCCAAGUGCCGCUCCGCUGGCAUUCGGGUUAUCGUGAUUACUGGCGACAACCAGAACACCGCUGAGACUAUCUGCCGCCAGAUUGGUGUCUUUGGGAUGCAUGAGGACCUUACUGGCAAGAGCUAUACUGGGCGAGAGUUCGACAGCCUGAGCGAAUCUGAGAAAGUAGAAGCUGCAAAGGGAGCCUCGCUCUUCUCUCGCGUAGAGCCGACCCACAAAUCCAAGCUAGUCGACCUCCUUCAGCAAGCCGGCCAAGUGGUCGCUAUGACCGGAGACGGUGUCAACGAUGCCCCAGCCCUGAAGAAGGCAGACAUUGGUGUCGCCAUGGGAUCCGGAACCGACGUCGCCAAGCUCGCUGCCGACAUGGUUCUCGUAGACGACAAUUUCGCCACCAUCGAGGGCGCAGUCGAGGAAGGCCGCUCCAUCUACAACAACACGCAACAAUUCAUCCGCUAUCUCAUCUCCUCCAACAUCGGCGAGGUCGUCUCCAUCUUCUUGACCGCCGCCAUGGGCAUGCCCGAAGCGCUCAUCCCAGUCCAGCUCCUCUGGGUCAACCUUGUCACCGACGGUCUCCCCGCCACGGCUCUGUCUUUCAACCCCCCUGAUCACGAUGUCAUGAAGCGUCAACCCCGCAAGCGUGAUGAAGCGCUUGUCGACGGCUGGCUAUUCUUCCGCUACAUGGUGAUUGGCACUUACGUGGGUGCUGCUACCGUGUUCGGUUACGCGUGGUGGUUCAUGUUCAACAGUGUGGGGCCACAGAUCAGCUUUUACCAGCUAUCACACUUCCACCGGUGCUCGUCCCAGUUCCCCGAGAUCGGCUGCGAGAUAUUUGCGAAUGAUGCUGCGAAGGCAGCUUCUACGGUUUCGCUGAGCAUUCUCGUCGUUAUCGAGAUGCUGAACGCAAUGAAUGCGCUGUCGUCUUCGGAGUCGCUGCUUACCCUACCGCUCUGGGAGAAUAUGAUGCUCGUUUAUGCCGUCUGCCUGAGCAUGGCUCUUCACUUUGCCCUGCUUUAUGUUCCCUUCCUACAGGGACUGUUCAGUGUAAUCCCGCUGGACUGGAACGAGUGGAAAGCGGUACUCUUCAUCAGUAUGCCUAUCAUUCUCAUCGAUGAGGUGCUCAAGUUCAUGGAGCGCAGGUUCUACAUGGUUAAGACGGCCGAUAAGGCGCCGUACGAACAGAACGGCGCGGCUGUGAAGCCGAAGGACGAGUGAAGGAAGCGCGCAUUGCCGGAGUGAUAGGAGAAAUGGUCUGUACAAAAGAUAGAUCGGGGCUAUAUGAUCU
Molecule: messenger RNA, 3354 nt
Organism: Trematosphaeria pertusa
Lineage: Eukaryota; Fungi; Ascomycota; Dothideomycetes; Pleosporales; Trematosphaeriaceae
Product: calcium ATPase
Exons: 4
Coding region: 258-3284 (1008 amino acids)
Biological process (GO): intracellular calcium ion homeostasis; calcium ion transmembrane transport
Cellular component (GO): membrane
Molecular function (GO): ATP hydrolysis activity; ATP binding; P-type calcium transporter activity
Source: RefSeq, a predicted model, not a curated record